ACUGUCUCGAAGUACGUUCAGUGUUUGUGAGUAAGGUGCGAAGUCGUAGUGCGAAUUCUGUUAACCUGCAGUCCACGCGGACAGUGUCUCAGGAGCUGCGAUGGAGGCAAUCAAAACUGAGUUCAUCCUCUCGCCGAAUCCUGGGGAAAUUAUUGAACCUCCCUCUGCUACAAGUCUUCAGAAAUGUAGCGUGUGCCUGAAAAACGGCCAGUGCUUAAAAGCAUCGGAAGUUAAGACGAAUGGGAGACACAUUACAGACGUAAUCAGCCAACAUCUUGGUAUAAAACUACCGGAACUUGAGCUGACAACAAUUUGCCAGCGAUGCUGGAUGCUGCUGGCGGAGUUUGAUGAAUUCUUUAACAUGGUGAAUGAAGCGCACCGAGUUUUAUUGGAAACAAAUAUUGCGAACGUUCAACGGCGACCUUCGUUGAAUGAUGUUGGCGCGGAAAACGUUUGUGUAAUGGAGUUUGUUGCCAUCAAACAAGAGCCAUUGGACGAUGAACAACUCGAGAGCAAACACCUAGAGAUAACACUGGAGAAUGAAAUAAUGGUCGAUAUAUCUCACCGCAUAACAACGGAAACAACCGUAAAAAACGAAGAACAUAUUUCGGACACAGAUAAUAAGAAAAGAUUGCGCAAUAAUAGUAAAAUUCCGACGAAAAACGUCCAAAAACACAACUCCAAACUAACAACAUCCGACAAAAGUAACAAAAAUAAAUACUUGAAUAGUAAAAAACUGGACACCAACACAUGUCGCACUAGUAAAUCAAAAGUGGAUGAAGAGAUUCUUGACUUUUACAAACGCUUGGUGUGCGAUAUUUGUGAUUUGGCAAAAAUGGCCAGUAGAGAGCCAUCGGUCGAGUACGUAAACCUGAGGGAGUUGAAGCGACACAUGCUACAAAUCCACGAUAUAAAAGAGCUUAUAAUAACCUGCCCAGUGUGCAACAAGAAAUUACGAUCGCGUACAAAACUCGUGGAACACAAAGAAAUGCACCUGAAUCCGGAUCGGUUCCGGUGUGAGGUGUGUGCCGAAGUACAUCAGAAUAUGAAGGAACACAUGCAAAACAAGCACAAGGAGCGCACUUUUUGCUGUGAGGAAUGUGGCAAGCGAUUUCCGUUCCAAACCCGAUUGAAUGCACAUAUUCGUAAAUUGCACACCACAAAGGACGUGCCCUGCGAUCAAUGUGAUAAGGCGUUCAGCAAAUACACAAUCGAAGAUCAUAAGCGCGCAGUACAUGGUGCUGGCUUCAUUUGUGAGCACUGUCCGAAAACAUUUAAAAGUCGCCCUCAGUUGGAUUGCCACAUGGGCGAACACAUCAAUAAUCCGCCACCAUCAUCAAAUCGACCAAAGGUACCUUGCAACAUUUGCGGCCUAGUCGUGGGGAAUAAGUAUAUUCUACGAACGCACAUCAAACUGAUUCAUACGCAACAGACCCCAGCAAGCUGUGAAUCCUGCGGAAAGCAAUUUAAAUCCAAAAGAUAUUUAAGUUCGCAUCUUCGAAACGUUUGCACCGAUCGCAGCUUUCCGUGCACGAUCUGCGGGAAAUCAUUUAAGAAAAAGAAGAAGUUAACUGAACACAUGACGACGCACACGAAUAGCCCACUGUAUCAAUGCCAGUUCUGUCCGAAAACAUUUCGCUUUGAUACGUUGUUGUAUACGCACCGCAAGCGGGUUCACCAUGAGCAGUGGCUUGAAAUACAACGGAAACGCAAAGAAGGAAUACGAAUCAGUUCAAAUCGUGUUCCAAACUAAUUGAAUCGUUGGUCAACAGUAUUACAGAUCUGCUUAGAUUCGAAAUCACGAAUACUCGAAAUAAAAUCCCGAUUUUUUUUUGUGUGUCCACCGUUUUUCUGUCAGAUAUCAGGU
Molecule: messenger RNA, 1867 nt
Organism: Anopheles bellator
Lineage: Eukaryota; Metazoa; Arthropoda; Insecta; Diptera; Culicidae
Product: zinc finger protein 90-like
Exons: 2
Coding region: 101-1753 (550 amino acids)
Biological process (GO): regulation of transcription by RNA polymerase II
Cellular component (GO): nucleus
Molecular function (GO): zinc ion binding; RNA polymerase II transcription regulatory region sequence-specific DNA binding; DNA-binding transcription factor activity, RNA polymerase II-specific
Source: RefSeq, a predicted model, not a curated record